Molecule: messenger RNA, 3887 nt
Organism: Mya arenaria
Lineage: Eukaryota; Metazoa; Mollusca; Bivalvia; Myida; Myidae
Exons: 2
Coding region: 416-3205 (929 amino acids)
Molecular function (GO): 3'-5'-RNA exonuclease activity
Source: RefSeq, a predicted model, not a curated record
AGCAAUAACAACGUAACGUCGUAUUUUCGACUCUCCUAUUCUGCACAAUGCUAAUACCACCCCGCAGUCAGAUCAAGAUAUAUUCGGCGUACGUCUAGAGAUUUUAUCCAAAAUACUACCAAAUUAAGCUUGAAUAAUUUUCCCAUCCACCAUAGUACGGGUUAUGCACAGUUCUACUGGAUAAAGUUAAACGAGGUAAAUAUUUCAUGCGCAAAUUUCGCAAAAACCCGUUUUUCUGCCGCCAUUUUGCCGUUUUGACCGGCUGUUUUAAUCGUCGAUUUUCUUUGGUUCCCGACUUUGUUUUGACAGCUGUGACGUAACACAAGUGCAUUGUUGACUUCUGCGUUCCUGGGUAUAUUUUUUUGGCAAAAUACUGCAGAUUUUCAUUGUUUAUUCUGCAAAAAACUUGAACAGUAUGGAUGGAACAUGUCUUCGAGUAAAAGAUGUAAUGGAAAAAUUGGUUUCAACCGGGAUAUUGAAUACAACUAAAUUUCUUCAAUCUAUGUAUGAUAAUGAGAGCAGCCAAAAAUACUUAUUCCUGACUCUCAGACGAUUGCAACAGAAGUGCUACAGGCUACAGAAAAAUGAACAUAGAGUAAAAGGCAAAGAAAAUCUGCAGCGCUUUUUAAACUUGCCAUAUCAUAUUCCUACAAUAUCAAAUGACUGUCGACCAUGUAUUCUUUUGGAAAAACAACACCUUAUUUCACAAUGUCCUGUAAAUAAUGCAGAGAGUGUUGAAGAUUUCAUUGAAGGUCCUGUUUGUCCCAAUGAACACCGUCCAAUUUUUGAUGAAUGUCCAACAACUUCUGUUAAACAUCCUACUGUUGUUGGUGUGAUCCCUCCAAUCUCUCUUGAAGAAAAAGAUGUAUCAACGUCUAAAACUUUUUUUGAAGAUUUAUCUUCCAAUUUAGAAGAUUUGAAAAUACAAACAAUAGAAACACAAUCUGUUAUCGAACAAACAAAAGAACUCAAUAGAACGCUUUUUGAAACACUUCAAAAUCGGAAUGAACAAUUAAAUAUUAAUAAAAAGGAAUUGAAAAGAACCAAUAGUAGAGAAAAUUAUUGGCGAAAUAAAUGUCAAAAGCUUGAAGAUGAAACUAGUUGCCUCAUUAUAGAAGAUCCAUGUUCGUGUGAUUUAAAUGAAAGGCUUGAUUCAUUGCAGGCUGAGAUAAAAAUUAUGAAAAACAUAAAUUCUGAUUUAAACAAACAAAUAGAUGAAUUGAAAAUAGAAGUUGAAACAUUGAAAGACAGAGAAAAUUGCAUUUUUUAUAAUGAACACACUAAUUCAUAUAGUCCAGAACUCCAUGUUUGUGUCUAUUCAUUAUUGAACUGUAAUGUUGGAACUGAACAUGUUGUAAAAGUUAUUGAAAGUGUUUUGAAUUUAAUAAAUAAAACUGCUGACAAAUUACCCAGUGUUAGUACUAUAAAUAACUGGUCUGUUGAAAGAAAUUUGAUAUCUCGUGAACAUAUUUCUUCCAAAAAAAAUAGCAAGCACAUUACUCUGCAUACAGAUGAAGCAUCAAAAUAUGGACAUCGAUACGGGUCAUUUGCGACAAGAGAUGUUGACGGUAAUUACAUGGUAUUGGGAAUGCGUGACAUGACAACAAAGUCCUCACACGACACAUUGGAAACUUUUAAAGAAAUUUUAUGUGACAUUGAUUGCUUAUCAUCUGACCAGCACCCAUCUGGAAAAACUAUUUUAUGUAAUAUCAAAAAUACUAUGAGUGACAGGGCUGCAACAGAGGUUAAAUUCAAUGAUUUACUACAAAAUUACAAAAAUGAAGUUUUACCUGAAAUUGUUGAAAAUUACCAAGAUCUGAAUGGGGAGUCACAACAGGCACUUGGAAGAAUAAAUAACUUUUUUUGUGGACUGCACUCUCUUGUGCAUAUGGCAGAAGUUUCACAGAAAGUAUUAUAUGAUGUUGAAGACAAUCAUUUUGACGGCAAUAUUCCUCACUCAAAUACGUGUUUUAACAAAGUUGGUCAGUCUGGUACGCUCCGUCUUAUUCAAACAAGUUGUAAAGCCUUUGCAAGAAGAGGAGAUCAAAGAAAUGGUUGCUAUGGAAACUUUAAAACAUUUAUAUCAAGUUUACUACAAGAACAUGCCAUGAAUUUUCCAUUACAACCUCUUAAAGGAAACCGUUUCAAUAUACUGUUUGCAAAUGCUGGACAUAUAUAUUUCCUUCAUAAACACAUACAUGAGUUUUUGAAAAGUUAUCCAAAUUUGAACUUUUUAUUGUCAUCAAUAUUGAAAGACAUUCAGGAACCAUUCUUCAUAGCCGGUUGUAAAGCACUUGGUCUGUUGUCAAAAUUCUUAACCACCCCUCUGUGGCAUGUUAUUGAAAACAAAGACAUAUCGAUUUCUGAUAUAAAUAUCAGGUAUUUUCAGUUGAAAACCUUCCUGGAAGACAGUGCUCUGAAUAUUAAUGACUUUAUGAAAGGAAAGCAUACGCUAUUUGAUGAUGUCCCAGUCAAGAAAGAUAGUGUAUACCAAUGUCUCAUUGAAGAAAAUCCUGUCGAUGGUCAUGUCACUGUUAUGUUGUCAGUUCUUCUUCCAGCUCUUUCAAAACUUAUAUCGAAACAAUUCAAAGACCAUUUACCAUCUGGAGUUCAUGAACAUGUUGAUGCGAAUGAAACGGCUAGUGUUGACAAACAUAAUAAAUUUCCAGAGCGAAUAUUUUCAUAUGUUGAUCAUAUAUUAUCAUACAAACCGAACAUUACCACGCUUUCUCUGGAAUCACACAUAACCUUUUCAUUGAACAAAACACUGGAUUGGCUGAAAGAACAACCAGAUAUAAACACAUUGAUAGAAAAAAGCAGGAAAAGUGUUAAAGAUGAGCGCAAACAAUUUAAACGAAGGGAAUUAGCUAUAGAAGCAAGUAGGUUGAAGAAAUUGCAGAAUGAUAUGAUAAAAAAGGAAGAGAUGGAGAGAAAAAGAAUACAAAAGUUAGAAAUCUUGACCACCAGUUUACAUAAAUAUGGCUUGUGGAUGUCAACAGAGGAAAUAAAUCAGGGAUUAUCAAAAAUCAGACUGAAGAAAGAACAAGAAAAUAGCCUGAAAACACAAUUAAAAUAUAGAAAAGAAGUUCUCAAUCAAAAGAAUUCAGAUAAGCUGUUUGCUGUCAGUAAAGUUGUGAAUUCAAAGAGAGUGCUACUAACCGUUGAAGAUUUGAAAGCAAAUCUUAUAAGGUUAAUACAAUUGUAAAAUUAUAAUUGUCUAGAACAAUGAUAUGUACCAUGAAGUAGUAAUAUCACAUAAACACUGCAACAUCAUGAUGUCUUCAAAGGAAAUUGCCAAAUCACUUUUACAUGUAGGUAAAUUGUUUUUAAAAGUAUAUUUUAUAAGAUGCUAGGAUUGUAACUUAAAAAUUUCCCGGUCAAGAUAUUGGCAGACAUAAUGCCAUUGGAUGAGUAAAACUGAAUGCUACAUAUACAUUUAAAGCUGCACUCUCACAGAUUGACUGCUUAGAGUCUAACUUUAUUUUUUGUCAUUACAUCAGCUGAUUUUGGCAUCAAUGCCUUCAAUUCAGUUAUAUAAGAUCACUCACAAUAAAAAAGGUCUCAAAUGUUUGGAAAACUGCAUAUAAACUUGUUUUUCUUAAAGUGUUAGUAACGGUUUUAGCCAUAAUAUAUGGAAAACUUUUGUAUGGUAUUUUGUCAACAGACUUACAUCUAUUGUUUCAAGACAUUUACGCAAAAUUGGCUCAAUCGAAGGCAAAAAAUAAAAAAGUUGUCAAGACAGUCAAUAUGUGAAAGUGCAGCUUUAAAAUACACAUUUUAUGGUACAUGUAGCUUUGUCCAAAGUAAGGAUUCCUAGUAAACUGCUAGUCAAAACUGGAAGUUUUCAACUGUAUAUAUAUCAUAAUUAGUCAUUCAUUUUCUUUUUC